AGUAGAAAUCCAUAUCAGUUGUUCUUGUUAUGUGUUGAUUUUUGUUUUGUUUGUAGAUUUAUUUUUAUUCCACGUUUUAAGUUAUUUUCUUUAUUUGAACGUACAAAUAUUUUAAAACAAAUAAAUCAGAAAUGCUUAAGUUUGCUUUUACUUUUCUUUUGGUGAUUAUUCCAAUAAUUUUAGUGAAAACAGAUUCAACAAAUACAACUGAUACAUGGAAUGGCAAUUGGUUCCCCAGGAAUCCAUUAAAACAAACAACAGAGAAAAUUGAUCUCAAGGGAUUAUUUGGUGCAACGAAAUCAGAAACAAAUAUCAACGAUUCAUGGACUGGCAAUUGGUUCCCCAGGAAUCCAUUAAAACAAACAACAGAGAAAAUUGAUCUCAAGGAAUUAUUUGGUGCAAAGAAAUCAGAAACAAAUAUCAACGAUUCAUGGGAGGGAAAUUGGUUCCCACAUAAUCCAAACGCAAAAGUAAACAACAUUCAGAGCGGCAAUUAUGUUCAAUCGGACUGCGAUGACGGAGAGAAAAAUAUCGAUAUUGAUUUCGAUCCCGAAAACAAACAACAUAACUACAAAUAUCUCUGCUUGAAUCUCAGGAAAAAGUAUGAGCCAAACUAUGCCACGUCUCCCAUCCAGCGAGAAACCAUUAUUCCACCAGCUUAUAAGGCUCCUGUUUAUUGCCAGAACGAGACGAUUGAAUAUGAAGAGCGACUACCUACGUAUGGUGCUCAUCGGCAACUCUAUCCGCAAUACGGAGAGUAUAAGUUUCUUCCCAUACAAAGAUGGAUGCAUAACCUUCGAUACGGUGCUGUUGUUAUGCUUUAUCACCCUUGUGCCAAUCAAAUGCAAAUUGAAAAGCUUAGAGGCACACUGAACGCUUGCCUUUACCGCCACAUUAUUACUCCAUCUACAAUGCUUUUACCUGAACGUCCAUUAGCACUUCUUGCAUGGGGCAAAAGCCUAGAGAUGUCGGUUGUGGAUGUGCGCACUGUUGUUGAUUUUAUUACCAGCAGUGCCAAAAAAGGGCAGGAUAAAGGGGAACCAGAUUUUGGGAAAUACGAUCGAGGUUUAAUUGCUGAAGCAAAACUUGUCACGGAUGAAACUGAUUCUGAAAUAUGUGCGAAUAUAAACUUAUAAGAAUUCCAUAUCGUAGCUUAAGGUCUUUUUUUAAUUUUUAUUUAUUGAGCUAAAGUCUUUACUUUAGUUAGUCCUUAUUAAAUGUUGUUGCUUUAAUUUAAUAUAUUUAUUGGUGGAUGGCGGUGUUUACCAAAAAAUGUAACUGUAAACUAAAUUUUAAUGAACGAAACGUACUGAAUCUACAAACCAAUGGGGAUGCAAAAGAAGGACCUUGCCUUCCUAGAAUCUACACUAUAUUUUUUUUAAUUUACAUUUUAUCAAAAUCUAGACCUAGUUCAAAAUUCAAAUUGUUUUUAAUGUGCCUUUGACCCCGAAAAAUGUUCUGAAAAUACAAUUUCUAUGUGAUAAGAAAAUUAUAUUUAAAAAAAAAACAAUUAUUAAAAGAAAACUGUUGUAAAAUUAAAAAAAAAAAAAUAGAAAAACAUGCAUUAUGAUUAGACCUACAAAUUUCUUCAAAUGUUUGCAUGGACUAUUUAUAAUAAGAAGCCCUCUUUAAAAAAAAUAAGAAAAUUAUAAAAACAAAUAAAAUUCAUUCAAUAAAUACACAGAAUGUUUAAACAUGAAAAUAUAUUAAGUUUUAAUGAAUUCAUAGGAAGUUAAAGGCUUACCACUGUUGUUUCAUGAAGUUUAAUUUUGCUUCAAAAACUUACCUUUACUUUUAAAGCACUGUUUUACACUUAUUUUAUACACAUCUUAUGUCCAACAAUAAACACAAUU
This is a messenger RNA of Eupeodes corollae, 1853 nucleotides long. RefSeq lists its product as uncharacterized. The transcript has 4 exons. NCBI's taxonomy places the organism in Eukaryota, Metazoa, Arthropoda, Insecta, Diptera, Syrphidae. Gene Ontology annotation, cellular component: cytoplasm. Bases 132 to 1136 code for a protein of 334 amino acids. The record is from RefSeq and is a predicted model, not a curated record.